AGCAUGCACAAGAAAUGUACUGUCACAAAAUUUGUUUCACUGAAAGCUCUGUUGGGAGCUAGUUUUUGCAAACUUUUGUUCAAGCAGCAGAUCAUUAACCAGGAAGCAGGUAAUUUUCAAAAUGGCGGGUAAAGACGAUGCUGUGAUAGAUGUGAGUUUGAAUGGAACAUUGGAGCCAGCCAGCCCGUCGUUACAAAAUUGCAUCAAAUACUCAAGCACUGGAAAAUACUUCAGUGUCCUGUGUGACUUUGGAGUGGCUUUGAUUCUUGAGAUAAAAGAGCAUGAUGACAGCUUCCAGGCAGUCAUUACCAAGAAACUCUCAUUUGGUAAAGGUGAACUUCUGGAAGGCCAUGCUUGGUCCUGUGAUGAUGAGAUUUUUGCUGUGGCUGGAUGCAAAAUCCGUCUUUGUAAAGUCAACAAUGACUUCCUCAUCUUUCACACUAUUCCUUUGUAUUAUUUGCCAAAAGACAUAUCCAUCAUCUUGAGUGACUUUUCAUCAUCCAAUGAGAUUUAUCAGUUAGCAGUUGCCAGUCCAAAUGGAGUGGAGCUUUAUCAAAUGGAGAUGACAGACAACUUUAAAAUUGAUGGGUCCCUAUCUGUUCAUCCAGAUCUGGCCAUUGCAUUGGUGGAAUUUUCUCCAGACAAACUGAACCUGGCUGUGGCUGCCUUGGAUGGCCAUUUUGGCAUAUGGACUGUUUCUAGCUUGUAUACCAACCAGAAAGAGUUUUGGUAUAUCCACCUUAAAACUGUGCGCAUUACUAACAUAGAGUUCUCACGCGAUAGCUCUAUGGUUGCUGUGGCAGGUUGGGAUGGCUGUUGGCAUUUGUACCGGAAAGCAGUUCAAGAUGGGAAAUUGACUUGGAUAGAGCUCAAACAUAGUGCCAGUGUCGAUAGGGUGUCAGGGGAUUUGCCUGGUUGUUUUGUGAGCUGGUCCCCAGAUGACAAAUUUAUGAGAUUAAUUCAAUGCAAUGACAAGACAUUUAUCCUGGCAACAUUGGAUAUUCAGACCUCUGUAACUACGCAACGUUGUCUUGACGGCAUUCCUAAAGGAGUAGCAAGUUUCAGAAAAUUAUCUGGGGACUACACUCUCUUUUACGUGCGAUCCAAGCAUUGUUUUGCCGUAAGGUGGCCAGAAACUCAACUUGUGUCUUUAAUGAAAAGUGUUUCCGGUAACGAAGAGAAAACAAGACUUUUAUUUCAAGAAUCUUUUGAGGGCUCUGUGCUCGUAGAACUUUCGUCCAAAGGUUUAUUGACUCUGAAGUGGAGGAGGACGUCUCAAGAAAGCUUUUCCUUGCUUAGGGAAAGAGGAAAUAGGUGUGAGAACAGUUGUGAAAAUUCAUUGAAAGGACUUGGCUCAAAAUGCUCAGAACUAAGGAACGAAGGGUUCAAAAUGGGCGAAGAAUCUCUGGAGGAAAACAGAAAAAACGACAGCAGCCGUUUAGAGGAUGAAGCUAGAUUGACUGAAGUUUCUGCAGAGCUUCAUGCCGUCGGGUCUACAGGAAAUGCCAGCUGCCUGUUGGGUUAUGUGAAAACAACUUCCGAGGACAAAGCCGUUGAAAGUAUAAAUGCACUGAAUACACAAACUUCAGAGGGAUCUGAUACUUCGUAUGGGAACUGUCACUCGGAGACUUACGAAAAACUCCAGUCUCCUUCCAGUUUAUCUAGCGAAGUAUUGACUUUAGAAGCACCAUUUCUCAAUCCAGAACUUUUUCAGAAGUCUUGCUCUGGUGGUUUUACGUUUCUAUCAAGAAGUGGCGUGCGACUGUUAAUCUCAACAAAUUAUGUGAUAGUAGCCGUCUUGCCCCUCUUAGCGUACGUAUAUGAGUCGCAAAUUGAAGAGUGGAAAACGCUGCUAUUCCCCUGUCCAGUCAAAAGCUGCUGUAUCACUGCAGAUAGAUAUCUUGUACUUCUCACAUCCAGCGGCAAAGUAAGUAUUUGGUGUUUGCACACCAUGAGAACGAUGCACUGCACAGGCGAGGCUCUUUUCGACAUGGAACAGAGUAGCUCUCAAAGGUGUUUAAUGAUGUCAGGAAAUCCGUUUGAGCUACAGUUUAACGUCGUCAAGUUGGAUAAGACUGGCUCUGGAGAAAUGAUACGAGUCUCCUUUUAUCCAGACCAAGGCAACUUCAAGGUUACUAUGAAACGCUUAGCGCUAUGUUAUCCUGAUCUGCUGGGUCAGAGUAGUAAAAGUCAAUUAUGUGGCUCAAUUGGUAGCCUGAUUAUCUUCAAAGAUAGCCAAUUUGCGGACGGUGGUGACUUUCCAGAGGCAGAUCGUGAACGCGAGGAUUCCUGGUCAGUCAAGUGGGUCGUAUUAGUUCCAGAACUAUCCAUCAGCCGAACAUUUCUGGAGGAGCCAAAAUGUACUUUAGAGCAAUUUACUACUUUACGACGUAACUCUCUACAUCAACUGGAUGAACUCACACGGACAUCUAAGUAAGUCGCCUUAAAGUCGACCUCGCAUUUAGUAUGGACACCAAUAAGAAGUUUACUCUCUUUUCCUUUUUCUCUCCUUUGUGCAAAAAAAGGCAAAUGCGUCGUAAAACAUAUUUUCUAAAUUGUACUAUACACAUCUACGAAAGCUGUACAUCUUAUGCAUAAUUAACUAAUCCGAGUCUGUGAUCCUCAAUUAAAUCGU
Messenger RNA from Pocillopora verrucosa, 2635 nucleotides. Lineage: Eukaryota; Metazoa; Cnidaria; Anthozoa; Scleractinia; Pocilloporidae. The record is from RefSeq and is a predicted model, not a curated record.